GAUAGAGUGGACAAGUUUCCCUGUUUUCAUUUCGUGUUUUGACUUUAAUGUGUUAUUGAAUUAAGUUUUCCUACACUGAUGUCGAAAAGUGCUUUGGACAAUUGUAAUUCAACCCAAAAAUUUGCUGAGUGCGUCGUGCGUCUUAUGUGAUAUUUAUAAUUUAAAAAAAUAAAGACAUGAAUUAAGACUGAAGCUAUUAGAGGUGUUUAAUAUUAGCGUGUAGUGAAGAAAAAUGGCGAUGAGUUCAGGGAAGGUGUCGCUGGGCGAGGAGGAGGAGGAGGAGGACGUAGAGGCUCUGCGUCUCGCCGCGCUGCGCACGCUGCACUCCCGCAAGGCGGCCGCGCCCGCGUUCCCCGGACAUGUUCCGGGCAUGUUCCGGGUGCCCCCGCCGCCCCCGCCCAGGAGGGGCCACGCCAUGCACCCCAAGAGGAACCUCAACGGCGUUCCCCCGAAGAUGGGCGGACUGUUCCGGAGGCACAGGAUAAACUCGAACCUGAUCUCCAUAGUGCCGAUCAGCGACGAGCCGAGCCCGGCGGCGAUCGAGGCGCCCCCGGCCCCCAAGCUGGUGCUCCCCCAGGACAGGUACUGCCGGACGCCCGACGUGGAGACCCGGUCCAAGACGUCAGUGCCGACCAAGUUCAGCCGGUACGACGACUCCGACUCUGAUUCGUCAGCCGAAAGCGACGAGGAAAGCGACAACAGCAGGUCCCGGAAGCGAAGAAGAAAUGAAUUGGACUCGGGAGGAGGCAUCAAGGAAGAGCCAUUGGAUGAGAAAAUUAUGCCAACAAGUGAAGACACACCGACACCUGACGUUGAACAUUUACAAACUUCUAAAUUCCCAGUGGCUGAAGAAGCUUAUAAUAAAACAGUGAAACAUGUGUGUGCUGCAGUUGGUGUUACUCAUGAAGUGAAAGCUGUGGAAGAACAGGAAGUAAGUUUGGAACUGUUGAUGCAGCAGUUGAAUGAAGCGAUUGGUGACGGCCAGUCUAGCGUGAAGGUAGAGUCGGCAGUUACUAAGCAGACGCCUCAUUUGGCCCCAAAUACUGUUUUACCAACUUCACCCGUCACUAGAGUUACACCUUACAUUGUGAAAAAACAAGAACCUACUCCUGCAAGUAUUCCACGUGAAUUGAACGGUGACUCUAGAUUUGUGGGGAGUGCACCUGCCACUAUCCAAGGAGUUAAUUGCUUCAAGAGUGAAAAGGUACCUCAGGUAGCAAGUUCGUCAGGAGCAAACGUGUCUCUCAACACAGAAGGCAACAUGUUGCCAUUGGAGAACGUUGUUUCUCAUCCUAGAGUGUACCACAGCAGUCCUAACCUGAAGCUCCAGUUUUCUGGAAAGCCGAGGUCACCACAGUACUGUAACCCUCGGUCACCCAACAAGGAAAUGUCUCCGAGACGUGCGAGACGGGUCUCACAGUCACCCCCGAGGGAGCAGUCUCCUCCUGGUGCAAGAUAUUCAGAAUCCAAAGCCAGGAGGCCUAUGUCGCCAAAAUUCAGACAAGUUUCACCAAAGAGAUCUCUUUCUCCAGUUAGAAGGCGGUCGCCCAGUCCGCAGAGGUUCCGUUCUCCUACUUCUGAGUCACGGAGGGCUUCUUCUCCGAGACGUUCCUUGUCGCCCAGGCCUGCAAAGUCUCCUCGCAGGUACUCGCCGGCCAGACAGCGCUCCGUAUCUCCUCACAGGUAUGCCUCCCCCGUAAGAAGGCAUUCUCGAUCUCCACGCAAGCAGCGCUCUGUCUCGCCGCCCAGACAUUGUUCCAGGUCCCCGCGCCGGCACCACUCUCCAUCGCCAAUCAGGUUGCGGAGAUCCUCGUCUCCAAACAGAAGGCGCUCUCUGUCCCCACGCAGACGCAGCCAGGUGUCUCCUCAGUCUCCUCGAAGACAGUUGUCUCCCGUGCGCAGACCAUACUCUCCCCCUCCGAGACAACCGGCACUCGUGCGCAGACAGCGUUCGUCAUCUCUCCGCGGCAACUCCUUGUCUCCGUGCAGGCUGCGGUCCCCUUCACCGCUCAGACAGCGCUUCCUUUCCCCUCGCAGACAGCGCUCGCCUUCCCCGUCCCUGCGCAGGCUCUCUCCUCCGCGCAGGCUGCGUUCUCCUCUGCGUCGACUCGGCUCACAUUCCCCUCUGCACAGGCUUGGUUCCCGGUCACCUCUGCUCUUGCGCCGGCGAAGUUCUCGUUCUCCUCUCCGCCGACUUAAUUCCCGUUCGCCCUCCCCUCGACUGCAGCAUCCUCUGUUCCCGGCCCAUAACGCAUCUCCUCGGAGGCUAAGGUCACCGUCGCCACGUAGGCCUUCUCCCAGACAACGCUCGCCGUCUCCUUUCAGAGCGCGGUCAAGGUCGCAGUCCCCGUGCAGAGACUGUGCUCGAUCCCCAUGCAGGAAGCACUCUUCUUUCCCGCGCAAGCGCUCGGCUUCACCUUGCCGUCUUCACUCCCCUAUGUCACGUAAACAGCAGUCGCCUUUGCCGCGCAGGAAACAGUCCCCGCCGUCGCAGAAGCUGGUCUCUUCUCCUCCGUUCAGGAAACACAUGAAGUCUCCGCAGAGGGCGCAGUCUCCUCCGUUGCUCAAAACCAGUGACUUUGGCAUGCAUCAGCAACCUCAUCCUGCCAUCUUGUUAUCUGCUGCCCCGAGCAAGCUGUCACCGUUACUACAGCGUCGCAACCCAUCCCCUCCGGCGCGCGCUGCUUCGCCAGUUUCCAGAAGCCAGUCUAACAAGAGGUGGUCCUCCAGAUCCCCGUCGUUAAGUCCCGGUAGGCGGAAGGCGGCGUUUGAAAGCAGAUCUCCAGUGGGACCCAAGAGGUUCUCUCCCAGAAGACGAGUGUCUCGUUCCCCCAGUCAAAGUACAAAUGAUAAGAUAUCUCCUGUAAAGGAGCAAGUUCCUGAGAAGAGCAAGUCUCCCUUCAGUAGAAAGUGUUCUACGUCGCCAAACGCCAAGACAAGAAACAAUUCCCCGCACACAAAACGCACAAAGCGCUCCAGGUCUCCCUUGAGGGACAGGAAAAGGUCUAAAGGACAAGUGAGAUCUAGGAACAGAGAUGACAGGCAGUUCAAAGUACAAAAACCAAAAUCUGUUGAGAGAGAAAAGACUUCUCGGAAGCGCUCUUUGUCGUCUAACUCAAAAAGUUCCAAUCAUUCUUCUAGUCUCAGCUUAAGUCCCUCUCCUGAACGGAGCGAUGUGCCCACAUCUCCGAUACGCAUUACAAACAAGUACCAAGCUGUUAACCACAGGGCAGCGGUGAACCAAGGCUCCUUCAGGAACAGGGUCGGUACGGCAAAAGACUCUGAGAAAAAAACCAACAGAAGAGAGCGAGAAGCUGUGGAUCUGAACAAGAAGUUAUCCAAAAGGAGAAGUUCAUCUCGAAGUCCGGCGAAGACAGGGGAGACGAACUUUGACGGGAAAUCUCACCAGCCGAAGCAUUCGUCUGGCUCCAGGCGGCAUCGCGCGCCGAGUGCGAAAGCGAGGCCGGUCGACGUCGAUCCCGUGGUGGAGGCGAGGAAGCGGAAGUUCGAAUCCGCGUGCGCGAUAGACCCGAACAAGAAGAAGAUCAGGCUGAAGAGCAGGACGGAGGAGAAGGAGAACGUGCUGGAGCCCGCGAAGGAAGACUCUAGGAAGGUGAGCGUCUGGUCGCCCGGCGAGGACGUGCUGCAGCCCGGCCAGGAGACGGCGAGCCCCGCCAAGAAGGUCGAGAAGAGCGACUGGGACGAUAUUGAAGAAAUGGACGAUCGGAUCCAGGAGCUGGAGAAGAAAGUGAACUUGUGGUCCAGUGACGAAAGUGACUUCGAGUGCCGCAACACAGAUGUUCCUAAGGGCGCUGAACGGCACACUCCUGACACGGACGACGGCAGCAGCACCAAGAAGCCUGACCAAGCUGCGCCCGAACGGAGCGAAGACAACGCUUCGGACACGGACAGACCCGAGAAGCGAGACAGAAGCAAACAGAAGACAGAGGAGGCGCGGAGUGGCCACCGCGCCCGCAGGGGGCAGAGGCCCGGCAGCCAGGACGCGCCCGCCCCGCCGUCGCCAGACCUCGACGGCCGCAGGACAGGCAGCGAGCAGGACCUGCGCGCGGAGCUCAGCCGGCGCCGCGCCGAGAGGCUCACCAAGGCGGGGUCGGUCCACAAGAGUCUCCCGGCCAGGCUGGUGCAGUCUGCCUUCCAGAGCGUGGUGGGGAGCAAAGCGCUGAGGAAAAUUGAGAAGGAAGACGAGGAGAGAAGAAAGAAGUUGGAAGCUCUAAAAGCAGAACGAGCCGAGAAGCCACGGCGCGUCACACUUCUCAAGAAGACGGACGUCGAAGAGGACGUCUCUUACUUCAACAUUACUUUCUCUAAAGGAUCGAAGCACGCCCAGCGCUCGCCGUCCCCGGUGAAGGUGCCCGUGCAGAUGAGGCUGGGCAUCCCGGUCGCCGCCGGCAACUCGCGUCGCCGCCGGGACAAGGGCCUCUCCGCCUCGCGCAAGCGCUCUCGCAGGAAGUCAAAGCGCAAUGCCAUGCUCUCUGGCAUGGAGCAGGUAACGUUCAACACUUUCCUCUUGACCGCGCACGUUCGCGUUGUGCAGUUGUUUCUCUUCUGCGUGCUGCCCUCGUUGCUUUGUACCUGUACUCGACUCUGUGUCGAGAGAAGUGCAUUAGCUGUUAGUGUAGUUUAGCUGCAGUGGUAAGUAUGAUUGUUAGCCGGAAUAUUGAAGCAAUUUGUAUAUUUUAUGUUUCUGGUGAGCUUUUUUUUAAAAUAGUUACUAAUUAAAAAAAAAUUUUGGAUGAUAGUUUUAACUGUUAUAAGACAGUUAAGAAAUUUGUGCAUUGAUAGUAAUAACUGGAGGUGGAUGGGAUCCUUAAACUCGGGAUAAAAGUCUGGAAAAGCGACUUGCCCAAACAUAAGGAAAAUAUUUUUCUCCUGGGGAAAGCCUGAUAUAAUUAAGUUUUCUUUAUCUAAGUAGAAUAACCACCACAACAUAGCAAACGAUUGUAUUGAACGGACAAAGAUGAUGUCUUAAUAACACACGUAAGGCUUAACUGUAAAACUUAAGUUCAACACUUGUUCAUUAACACUGUAGGCAUUGCUAAAUUAGGCAAUAUAGAAUAUGUACUCAAAGUGAUAUAACACAUUUUAAUCAAAUUUUUUUCUCUUUUAAAAAUUUAAAAAUCAUAACCUAACAUAAGUUUAUGUCUAAAAAUAAACUUCAUCAGAAACGCUAUGACCAUAAUUGUAUUAAUUUUUUUUUUUUCCAGGAAGACACCCUUUGGUUUGAACAGUUUUUAGGCCAUAACAUUUACUAUUUAUUUAAUAUUAAAAAAUUUACACUGUUAAAGCAAAUUAAGAGGAAUGACUGAAAUUAUUAGUGAAUUGUCAACAUCUCUAAUCUCUGCUUUUUUAAAGAUCGCAUAUUUUCUAGGGGUCUGCGAGUACUCGAAAAUUUCGAAUUCGAAUCGAAUAAUUGCAUAUUCGAAUCGACAUUUCGAAUCGAAUAUUUUUUUCAAUUAUUCGUACUCUCAGAUACGAAAAUAACCUAUCGAAGUUCUAUGGAAAUUUCGUUUCGUUAGCUGCCUCACCUGUACGUAACAUCGCAUCAUAAAUCCUGGCCUUGUGUGUAGUAAAAAGCCAAUAAUAUCUUUAUUAUAACUUCGACUUAUCUCUAUGUCAAGGUCAUAUUAUUAUGAUCAAUAAUACCGGGCGUCUUGAUCACUAACGUCUGUCAGCCAUCUUUCAAUACAAGCAGUUUUACGUUAGAGUAAAAAGUCUUGAUAUAACUUAACUUUUAACAUGCUACUUAAUGAUUUUCCCUUUACCAAAGAAAAUAGUUACCACUACGGUUUCAUUUUCUUUGUGGACUUAACCACGUUUAUCAUUACAUCAUCCAAUAUUAGACGUACAUUACACGAAUAUAAUUUUUUAAAAGUAUCAUUAAAUAAAUAUUUACACAGCAACGCCUCUCUUCAAGGACUGUGAUCGCUUGACGGUAAACGGACAGUUAACUUUAAACUUUGUGUGUUCUCAAACUCCACGAUGGCGGUUUGUACGAUUACAAGUCAAAAGUUUCCAUUCGUGUGCAGUUAUAUUUCAACAAUCAAUAUUUCGACCAUAUAUUGACUAACAUCUCGAGCCUCGGCAUUAAUCGACUGUUAAUAUCUCGGCGCCCGGCUUCAUUGAACACGUUUUCAGAAUUGUUUACAUCGUAUAUCCAAAUAAUUUCCAUAUAAUUAUCAAUUGAAUGGCCUAAAGUUUUAUCAUUAUGGCGGAAUCAAAAACAUUAAAGAGAAAGCGCAGUUUGUUGUGGCAAUAUUACGAAGAAGGCGAUGGUUAUGCAAAAUGUUUGUAUUGUCCACAGAAACUAAAAACACCUACAGGUUAGAUAACUUAACCUCAAAUUACGACUUAUUUACGUUAAUUCCGUUAAGGCUCUGUAUAUUUAAUAAAAUGCUAAGUACUAUUUAAAUAAAUAUUUGCUCAUUCGGCCCGCAUAAAAUAUAACUAAUUUUAUAUACUUUUCCAAGCUGUGCCAUGGGGAAGGUUAUUUACUACAGAAUGCUUUUAUGCCAUAAAGUCUUACCUUUGUUUUUUAUUAUACCAAAUAAUUAGGCCUAAGAGUUUAUUUUGAUUUUUUUUAGGCUCACCCAUAUAAUUAAAACUUAUGUUGCUAAAAGAUUUCUUUGAUUUAGGGGUAACCACAUCUCUGAAAAACCAUCUUUCCCAUCACCAUUUCGCCCAGUACCAGGAGUUUUUGAAACAGUCAGACACAACGUUUGCAGCUACCCCAUCAACAUCAAAUGCAGGCAAGCAACAAACUGUAUCAACCUUCAUGAAAUUACCACCACAAGGUAAAGAAGCAAAAACCAUAAAUACAAAAA
This is a messenger RNA of Bacillus rossius redtenbacheri, 6842 nucleotides long. Its product is annotated as serine/arginine repetitive matrix protein 2-like. The record is from RefSeq and is a predicted model, not a curated record. NCBI's taxonomy places the organism in Eukaryota, Metazoa, Arthropoda, Insecta, Phasmatodea, Bacillidae. Bases 233 to 4645 code for a protein of 1470 amino acids. The transcript is spliced from 10 exons.